AUGAGCUGUCCAGUUUUUCUGAUUUUUCACGACUUGCCCAACUGCUUCGCAUAUGCCAAAAGUUGUUCGUAUUACUGCGAGGAUGUUACACCUUCUAUAACUGGUGUAUUGAACACGUUUCUUGGUUAUUUUCGUAUUCGUUCAUGCGAAACCCCACAUCGUGAACUCUACGUGCAGGUUUUCGGAAUUUUUCCGACUUCUCAUAUACUCGUUAACAGAACCUUCGCAGCACUUGCGGGAUUUCGCUCAAAUGAAGAAGUUGUUAUUGAAACAGUAGCUACUCUUGCCUCAUCCUGUGUUUACAUUGUCCCUACAUCCCAAAAUGACUACGAAAUUUGUGUAAGAUCAAGUGCGCAUGUGGAGUAUAUUUUCCUCCAGCAGAUACGCAUAGUCUUCCCAGGGCUUCUGUUCCCGCUCUGGAUUUCGCCAAACGUUUACGCAUCAUUUCGCGUCGGUAAGGACUUUAGGUCGCCUCCAAGCUCGGUCGAACCGAGGGUCAAAUUCCAAAACAGCCCCGCCAUUUUUGGCCUGGCCGAACUGCUGAGUAGACACUCACUCGGGCCAGGCAGUGAGCCCGGUCUAUCGGCUGUUACUGCGGUCCUUCCUAAAAGAGCAUGCGAUGUUCCCUUAAUGGACACCGUGGCUGAUCUAAAGGAAUUGUUUGGACAUAACACGUCAGUAUUGGGGAGACGCUACGCUUACCUCAAAACACAGCGAAAUGAGGAAAGUCUCCGCGAAUACCCUGGAUUGGUCAAUCAGCGCCUUGCCGUGACUGCGUUCAACGACGUCACACCCGAGCAUAUGAAAUGGCCCCUAUGGAUAUGUGCACUUGUCGCUUCGCAGGAUGGCGAUGUUCGUGCUCGUGCCGUUCGCAAGAUGGAGGACUCAAACCACGCUAAAGGAGCUUGCUGCCGAAGUUCAGCACUUUCUCGAUAUUCGUCAGGAUAA
This is a messenger RNA of Necator americanus (New World hookworm), 948 nucleotides long. RefSeq lists its product as uncharacterized. The record is from RefSeq and is a predicted model, not a curated record. Gene Ontology annotation, cellular component: peroxisome. Gene Ontology annotation, molecular function: ATP binding. NCBI's taxonomy places the organism in Eukaryota, Metazoa, Nematoda, Chromadorea, Rhabditida, Ancylostomatidae. The coding region runs from base 1 to 948 and encodes 315 amino acids. The transcript is spliced from 5 exons. Gene Ontology annotation, biological process: peroxisome organization.